AUGGAGGAAGACGGCAUCAUCGAACCGCUCAGGGACGAUGACCUGCCCGAGGCAGCCCGUGAAGUGACGUCCGACUACGAUCCCAGCGAGGAGGAAACUACCUUUGGCUCUCUCACCUCGAGCGUCGGCGACCAUGUGUGGGAGUAUGGGAGGCGGUACCACGCUUACCGGUAUGGGAGGUACCCCAUCCCGAACGAUGAAGAAGAGUACAAACGAGAAUCGCUACGACACACGAUGCUGAAGGAGCUGCUGAACGGCAAGAUGUAUUUGGCACCGGUCGGAGACAACCCCCAAAAGAUCAUCGACCUAGGCACGGGGUUUGGGGAGUGGGCCAUCGAAGUCGGUGAAACGUUCCCCAGUGCCAGAGUAACGGGAGUGGAUCUCUCUCCCAUCCAACCGCACUGGAUCCCGCCCAAUGUCGACUUCAUCGUCGACGACAUUGAGGAUGAGUGGAUCCAUGCGAGUGACUACGACUUUGCCCACUUCCGCUUCGUCAACAGCCUACUCAGGGACAACAAGGAAACCCUACGCAAAGUUCUAGAAAAUCUCAAACCAGGUGGCUGGGUCGAGGUCGAGGAUAUCAUGCCACGAUUAGCCUCCGACGAUAACACCGUUUCACCCGAACAUCCCCUGAUCAGAUUCUACUCGAUCCUCGGACCGGCGUUGGUAGAAAAUUACGGAUUCGACAUCUACAUUUUAAACAACUUACCCAGUCUGCUGGAGGAGUUGGGCUUCGUCAACGUGCAGAGGAAGGUGUUUCACAUGCCCGUGGGCGAGUGGGCGCGAGACUCCCACCUGCGGCUCCUCGGCGGCUAUUUCCGCGAGGUCGUUGUCGAUUUCGUGGGGGCCAUGGCCUCACGGCCGCUCGUCGAAGCCGGGGUCGACAAAGAAGAGAUCGCGGACCUCGUCAGAGAUAUCACGGAGGCGGCCAGCAACAGACGCAUCCACGGCUAUCUGCCGAUCCACUUCGUCUGGGCCCAAAAGCCGCCAGCCUGA
This is a messenger RNA of Chaetomium fimeti, 996 nucleotides long. Its product is annotated as S-adenosyl-L-methionine-dependent methyltransferase. The record is from RefSeq and is a predicted model, not a curated record. The transcript is spliced from 4 exons. Bases 1 to 996 code for a protein of 331 amino acids. NCBI's taxonomy places the organism in Eukaryota, Fungi, Ascomycota, Sordariomycetes, Sordariales, Chaetomiaceae.